CACGAGUCAUCUCGUCGUAUCAAGACGGAAUUUCUGGUACAACUGGACGGUGUCGCAACGAACUCAGACGAACGAUUGUUGGUCCUCGCAGCAACAAAUCGCCCACAAGAGCUUGAUGAAGCUGCUCGACGGCGUUUUGUCAAGCGUCUUUAUAUCGCUUUGCCGGAAGCUGAGGCAAGACUGACUAUUGUCAAAAAUUUACUUACUGAUAUGAAACAUUCACUCGAGGAGGAAGACUAUAAUCGGAUAGCGGAAUUGACAGAAGGUUAUUCGGGCGCUGAUGUGAGGCAACUGUGUGCCGAAGCCGCCAUGGGCCCAAUUCGAGAUGUGGAUAAUUGCUCUUCCAUGGAUAUCGAGACGAUAGGCGCAGAUGAGAUACGGCCUAUCUCAUUAACCGAUUUCAUCAGUGCUGCAGAAGUUGUUCGUCCUACUGUUAUGAGUGAGGAUUUAACUGCUUACAAGCUUUGGGACAGCAAAUUUGGUUGCCUUGUCUGA
This is a messenger RNA of Haemonchus placei, 495 nucleotides long. Lineage: Eukaryota; Metazoa; Nematoda; Chromadorea; Rhabditida; Trichostrongylidae. The record is from the annotation of a GenBank genome assembly.